Molecule: messenger RNA, 718 nt
Organism: Brassica oleracea var. oleracea
Lineage: Eukaryota; Viridiplantae; Streptophyta; Magnoliopsida; Brassicales; Brassicaceae
Product: auxin-responsive protein IAA6
Exons: 3
Coding region: 47-658 (203 amino acids)
Biological process (GO): regulation of DNA-templated transcription
Cellular component (GO): nucleus
Molecular function (GO): protein binding
Source: RefSeq, a predicted model, not a curated record
UCAAAAUUCCAUAUAACCAGAGGCGAAAAAAGAAAUAAAAAUACAAAUGGCAAAGGAGGGUUUAGGACUUGAGAUUACAGAGCUAAGAUUGGGGCUUCCAGUAGAUAACAACGGUGAAAGAUUAGUUAGCGGAUCGAAGAAGACAAAGAGGGUGUUCUCGGAGAUGAUGAUAUCAUCAUCACUAGAUACUGACGGUGCAAACAGCGUCGUUUCGUCUGUGGACAUUGUCACCCGUGAGGUAGAGGAUGACUCUGUACCGAAGGAUAAGAGUCAGGCGGUAGGGUGGCCACCUGUGUGUUCUUAUAGGACAAAGAAAAACAACAAUAAAGAAUUAUCGAAAGCGAUAGGGUACGUGAAAGUGAGCAUGUACGGUGUGCCAUACUUGAGGAAGAUUGACCUUGGUUCCAGCAAGGGCUAUACUCAUCUAGCCACCGUUCUUGAGAAACUCUUCGGCUGUCUUGGUCUAGGAGUAGCAUUGAAGGAGGGGGAGAAAUUUGAAUACGUUAUUAUAUACGAGGAUAAGGAUAGAGAUUGGAUGCUCGUCGGAGAUGUUCCUUGGCAGAUGUUCAAAGAGUCAUGCAUGAGGCUGAGGAUCGUGAAGAGAUCAGAUGCAACCGGUUUUGGUCUGCAGCAAAAUUUAUCAUUGCAACUUGAGUAAAAAUUUUAUGCAAUUUACAAAAGAAAAACUUGAGUAAAAUUGUCCAUUACAGUAGAUUUU